AUGAGAUUCCUUAUCACCCUCGCAACAAUAGUUACUGUUGUCUCAGCCUACUGCAACGACUUCCGCCUCCGCGUCGCCCAUGACACCAACCAGGGCCUCCUUAGCGGGCAAUACCUCACAAACCACACCAUUGACUCCAACGCUACGAUCAGCACCAAGUUCAGCACUACCAUCACCGCCAAACUCGCGAUGAUCUCGUUGAAUAGAACUGAACUUCUUAUCCCUGGAUAUGACAGGAUGUGUGUUAUGCCAAACGGAAGAGUUGGGUUCAAGUGUGUUGGUGCGCAGGGAACUCCGACUGGGUGGAAAUUCAAACAACACGAACUCGGGAAGAUCUUGGUCCAUGGAGGCGCGGAAGAUGAGGGGUGGGUAGCGGCGCAGAGGCUCCCCGAGGGUGUGGUUAAUGGCACAAAGCCGGCGUGGGAAGUUUAUUGGGGUAAGGAGGGUGUCAGUGGGCCUGAUAUGGAGGUGCAUAGCUUUAAGCUCGUCCAGGAGUGUGUUUGA
Messenger RNA from Morchella importuna, 504 nucleotides. RefSeq lists its product as uncharacterized. The transcript is spliced from 2 exons. The record is from RefSeq and is a predicted model, not a curated record. Bases 1 to 504 code for a protein of 167 amino acids. NCBI's taxonomy places the organism in Eukaryota, Fungi, Ascomycota, Pezizomycetes, Pezizales, Morchellaceae.